AUGAGGGAAGAUAAAGAUUUUAACGAAGCAAAUGCAGUCUUGGUGACAGUACAACUUGAUGAGGAGUAUGAUGAGGAGCGUGAGGAUGAGUUUUUCUUAGUAGUAGUGAUAGAAUCCGUCGUCUUUGUGGCCGACGUUGUUUUCGUCCCCUUACUAGUUGGAUCACCAUAUCCGGCGGUGGUCCAUCGCUACUUGGAGGAGAUGAACAAUCACCAAUAG
Molecule: messenger RNA, 219 nt
Organism: Sclerotinia sclerotiorum 1980 UF-70
Lineage: Eukaryota; Fungi; Ascomycota; Leotiomycetes; Helotiales; Sclerotiniaceae
Exons: 3
Coding region: 1-219 (72 amino acids)
Source: RefSeq, a predicted model, not a curated record